Sander lucioperca (pikeperch) is the source of this 3997-nucleotide messenger RNA. RefSeq names its product protein phosphatase 4, regulatory subunit 4 (gene ppp4r4). The transcript is spliced from 26 exons. Gene Ontology annotation, molecular function: protein phosphatase regulator activity. NCBI's taxonomy places the organism in Eukaryota, Metazoa, Chordata, Actinopteri, Perciformes, Percidae. Gene Ontology annotation, cellular component: cytosol; protein serine/threonine phosphatase complex. Bases 799 to 3780 code for a protein of 993 amino acids. The record is from RefSeq and is a predicted model, not a curated record.
UUACGCAAUGCUUACACAUGAGCACCGACGCAUUAUAGCGCUAAAAUCUCAACGCAGUCCGGCGUGACGUUCCUAUCGGACAGAACAGUUGAAACGGGAUUUUAUUUGAUUUUAAGUGUGUGUUGGUGUGCUGGGUGUAAGCCGAAGUAAAGAAGACAUCGUGUCGAUUUGUUAAUUAUCCGAUUUUUCUGGAUUUCUAGAUUCUUACUCUCAUUAUAUUGUAAAGACCUUCUUUAAUGCGAUUUUUAAACCGAAUCUGGCGUGACGUUCCCUCCUCACAGGACUGAACAGGAGCGAGGGAUUUCUUAUUUUACUCCUUUAAUAUGUGCUGCCUGCUGUACUGAACAUCCGCCGAAAUGAAAACCGAUCUUUUUGAUGUAUGAUCGCCUUCUGCUUUAAGCUUUAACAGAUCACUGGGCUAACACGUGAGGAAUUAAGUCUUAAAACGUUCCUUUUUUAAACGGAGUCUGGUUUACGGAUUCAGCUGGUGGUCCCUGACAGCGGCUGGCUGCGGAUCUGUUCCCUGCUUCCACAGCAGCGAACCGGGGUGUAAUUAAACAGAUGAUCGGAGGACGAAAAGAAGAAUACACCGUGUGGAUUUCUUACGUAGGCUAUUUCACUCUGGAUCUAUGACAGAUAUGCAUAUGCAGGAUUUCACAAUGAAUAUCUGACAGAUUGAUGCAGAUGAGCGAAAUUUUUUUAUAAUCUGAACGGAGUUUGGCGUGACGGACAGACAGAGCAGGGGUCUCCGUGGAAACGGCUAGUGACGCCCCCUCCCUCCAGGGAUGGUCUGAACAGAUGUUCUCCAGCAGCAGAAUGGCUCUCAGCCAGAUGUUCGGACCGCUGGACGACCUGCACGAGCUCGCCUUCAUCGAGAGGCCGAUCCGUAGGAGCCUCAAGACGGCGGAGGAGAUCGAUCAGCUGACUGUUGACGAAGACCUGAACGACAUCGAGAGAGCCGUCUACCUGCUCAGCGUGGGUCAGGAGGUGCAGAGAGCGAGCGUCAUCAGUAACCUGCCGAGCCUCGUCCGGCAGAAUCCAGCCGAGACCUUCCGCCGGGUCGUUCCAAAGGUCCGGGAAGUCCUGAAUGGAGCCGGAGCAGACAUCCAGCUGGCGGCAGCCGCCUCGUUCCUCACCAUCCUGCAGGAUGACAUCAUCCUGAUCCACACGCACACCUUCUCUAUCCUGAAGACCGUCCUGCUGCACCUCAACCACCGAGACACAGUGGUGAGCAGCGCCUGGUUGGAGACUCUGCUGUGGGCCAUCAGCGCCCUGCCCAAAGAGACCAUCAAACAGGAGGUGCUGAACCCUCUCCUCUACCAGUCCCAGCUGUCUCACUCUCUUCAGGCUCGUCUGGCCAGCUGCCGGAUUUUGGGGAAAGUCGCCUGCAAGUUCGACUCCCACAUAGUGAAGAAGGAGCUGCUGCCAUUGGCUCGGUCUUUAUGUCAGGAUGAGGACUUGGAGGUCCGAGCCUGCAUGUGCCGUCAGCUGGAGAGCAUCGCCAGAGCCAGCGGGGUGGACGACACCCGGACGGAGCUGCUUCCUGAACUGGUGGAGCUGGCCGGAGACGAGGAGAGCAGCGUCCGGCUCGCCGCCUUCGACACCGUCAUCAACCUGCUAGAGAUGAUGGACAGCGAUGACAGACUCCACAUCGUGGUUCCCAUGGUGAUGGCGGCGUGCGAGGUGUCGUCGCAGGCGGACGAAGCCGUCGUGGCGUCUCUGUCGUUCCAGUUUGGGAAGCUGUGCAGCGGACUGGCAGGCUCCCUGUCCGAGGAGCAGAAGGGCCGGUUGCUGCAGAGGUUUAAGGUUCUGUGUGUCACCGGUCUGCAGACGGAAGGAAACCAGACUGACAGCAACGAGGCCAUGCUGAUCCACAACGAGGCCAUGCUGAUCCGCUGCAACUGCUGCUACAACCUCCCGGCCAUGGUGGUGUUUGCAGACUCAGCUCACUUCCUGUCUGAGCUCUACCCGUCAUUCUCUAGUCUUUGCAGUGACCCGGAGGUCAGCGUUCGCCGGAGUGCUGCAGCUGGUUUCCACCAGGUGGUGAAGCUGCUGGGACAAAACGUCCAGCUGGUCCACAAAGAGCUGCUGUCUCUGCUGCAGGACGACGCUCUGGAGGUGUUGGACGCUCUGAUGAAUCACCUGGAAGAGACUCUGGAGGCAGUUCUGUCCAGAGGAGAGAACCUGGCGCUGGACAACAAGUUCCCGGAGCUGCUGGCGGCGCUGCUGUUAGCCGAGCAGACUGUGGGAGUGUCUCUGCGCUGGCGGCUGCAUGAGAAGCUGCUGCAGCGCUACAGCUGUCUGAGCCGGCUGCUGCCGGGAGAAACUCUGCACCAGAACUUCUCCCCCCGGAUCUUCAACAUCCUCACUACCAACAAGGUGUUGCCGGUCCAGAAGGAGGCGGCCCGGACGUUCUGCACAUUUCUGCGUUACAACCGCAAACAGGAGCAGCGCCAGGAGAUGAUGGAGCGGCUGAUCCAAGAUCUGGCUCAGGGGCGGAGCUACUGGAACCGGCUCAGGUUCCUCGACGUCUGUGAAACAGCCACUGACAUUUUCUCCAGAAAAUACUUCAACAAACACUUCCUGGUCCCAGCGCUGGAGCUGGUCCACGAUCCCGUCGCCAACGUCAGGUACAAGCUGUGCCAGAUGUUGCCCAGACUGCGUUCGUCGCUUCGCUUGCCAGCCGACAAACAGCUGCUGCAGAAACUCGACUUCUGCGUCCAGAAACUCCUCUGCAGAGAGAAAGACAAAGACGUGGUGGCCGCCAUCCGCAAGACCGUGUUGGAACUGGACAAACUGGACAUCGCAGAGCCUUUUCACAAGAGGCAGGAGAGAGAUUUACUGGACCAGAAGAAGGAGAAGGAGGAGACUCUGCUGCUGGAGAUGGAGCAGCUGGAGCGCCAGCAGACUGAAGGGAAACUCAACUCUGAGAAACACACUGAGAGAAAACGAAGAGACAGUAAGACCAGUCUAUCUGCAACCAAAUCCAUGUCUGUGUCCUCGGCCGGAGCCACCUUGUCCUCCGGUAGAGAGAUGAGGAAGGCUAAACUGUCCCGGAGUAGAUCUCUCAGCAGUCAGCCGACGACGUCCAAAGCUGCCAACUCAGACAGACCUCUGAAAGUGAAAGAGCUGAGCAGUAUGUCUGGACCUGGGAAGUCCUCCAUGUUAUCAAGCAAAGAUGACUCCUUAAGGACCGCCCACUUCUCUCUGGUGACCCAGUCCCCCUCCUCCAUGCCAGUUCUGAUCCGUAGCAACACCACUAGCCUCCUGGACAGGGCCAGUACCCUGGACCACAGAACAAGUACCCUGGAUCAGAGAGAUCAUAGAACCAGUAACAUGGACCACAGGAACAAUCUGAUGGAGCAGCGAACAGGUAGCAUGGACCAUAGACCUAGUCCCAUUGACCAGAGAGACCACAGGCCCAGUUCUUUGGACCAGAGAGACCACAGGCCCAGUUCUUUGGACCAGAGAGACCACAGAACCAGUACGUUGGACCAGAGAGACCACAGGCCCAGUUCUUUGGACCAGAGAGACCCCAGAACAAGUACGUUGGACCAGAGAGACCACAGGCCCAGUUCUUUGGACCAGAGAGACCCCAGAACAAGUACGUUGGACCAGAGAGACCACAGGCCGAGUACUUUGGACCAGAGAGACCCCAGAACUUUGGACCAGCGCAGUAAAACGAUGGAGCGAGGCUGCACGGUGAAGGACAGCCAGUCCAGAAAGCUGUCAAUAAACAGGAAGUCAAACUCGUUCAGCGUCCAGUCGGGGCGAGACUGAAGACGAUGAUGUCGUCAUACCUCUGCCCGGCGAUCAGCCAAUCAGCAUUCAGGGUUCUCAAGUCAAUGGACUUCAGAACAUUACCCAGAAUGCAACAGGACAUCAUCUCUCCCUUCAGACAGACGAGUCCGACUUCUCUUUUGCUUUCUGAGCGCUGUGUAAUCACAUGAUCUCAUAAUGUCACCUGAUUGGUUCAGUAAACUCCACCCAAACAAAC